Stegostoma tigrinum is the source of this 1788-nucleotide messenger RNA. Its product is annotated as cytochrome P450 2J1-like. The record is from RefSeq and is a predicted model, not a curated record. Bases 30 to 1523 code for a protein of 497 amino acids. Gene Ontology annotation, molecular function: iron ion binding; heme binding; oxidoreductase activity, acting on paired donors, with incorporation or reduction of molecular oxygen, reduced flavin or flavoprotein as one donor, and incorporation of one atom of oxygen. Gene Ontology annotation, biological process: xenobiotic metabolic process. Gene Ontology annotation, cellular component: cytoplasm; intracellular membrane-bounded organelle. The transcript has 9 exons. NCBI's taxonomy places the organism in Eukaryota, Metazoa, Chordata, Chondrichthyes, Orectolobiformes, Stegostomatidae.
UAAGCAAGUUACUUGGUUUAAUUUUCUACAUGGCUCCUCAAUUCUUCCAGAGCAUUCCCUCGAUUUGGCUGUCAAUAUGGAUAGCAGUUAUAUUUUUUUUGUUUUUAGUUGUGUAUCUUGUGAGGAGCAGGAGACUCCUCAGCUUCCCACCUGGGCCUAUUAAUCUUGGGUUCCUGGGGAAUUUCCUGCAACUUUCACCUUCAGUACCUCACCGCUCCUUGAUGCAGCUGGGAAAGAAAUAUGGCAAUAUAUUCAGCAUGAAUCUAGGAGCAGAGUUUUUGCUGGUAUUGGAUGGUUACUCUGUCGUCAGAGAAGCACUGGUCCAUCAUGGGGAGGUUUUCUCUGCAAGGCCCAUUUCACCAAUAUUCCUGCAACUCAAAGGCUCACAUGGAAUUAUGUUUUCCAAUGGCAGUGAAUGGAGAGAGCAACGUCACUUUGCUGUGUCACAUCUCAGAAAUUUGCUCCCUCAGGUGAAACCAUGGCUCAUAUCUGAGGCCCGAAGGCUGAAUGAACGAUUUGUGGAAUAUCACGGUCAGCCCUUUGACCCCAGCUUGGAUAUCAGCUGGUCUGUCUACAGUGCAAUGUACCAAGUGUUGUUUGGUCAUCAUCUUGACCACAGUGAGCCAACUUUCAGGGAAUUCUUGCAGCAUUCCAUGAACAUAAUGGCAAUUCUGCCCUCUCUAAGUGUAAAGUUGUAUAAUCUAUUGCCAAUGGUGAUGCAGUUCAUGCCAGGAGCACAUCAGAGGCUGUUUGCAGAAUGGCAUCAGCUGGUGGAGAUCCUCUUAGAACAAGUCAACCAUCAUCAAAUGAGUAGAAAUCCUGAGACUCCACGAGAUUUCACUGACUGUUACUUGAAUAAAAUGGAGAAGGUGAAUGGUGAUGAAAAUUCCACCUUCACUCUGGAAAACCUAGUUGCCUGCACCACUGAUUUGAUAAUGGGUGGCACCGAAACCAUUGUGUCAGUGUUGCGGUGGCUGCUUCUCUACAUGACAGUGUAUCCAUGCAUCCAAGAGAAAGUUCAUCAUGAGAUUGACAUUAUGAUUGGACAGCACAAGGAGCCAUCCUGGGUGGAUCGAGUAAAACUGCCAUACACAAACGCUGUGAUCCAUGAAUGCUUGAGAGUUGGCAAUGUUAUCCCUUUGAACAUUUCAAGACAAACAACUAAGGAUGUGCAGCUGAGAGGAUACAGGAUCCCAAAGGGCACAACAGUCAUCCCCUCUCUUACUGGUGUGUUGUUCGAUGGAAAAUGUUGGAAAUCACCUAACCGUUUUAACCCUAACCGGUAUCUGGAUGAAAAUGGACAGUUCCACCAAGUAGAUGCACAUCUUCCAUUCUCAACAGGUCACCGUAUGUGCAUCGGAGUAAAUCUGGCUCAGAUGGAGACCUUCUUAUUCUUCACGUUCCUUAUGCAACGGUUUCAGUUUACUGCUGCAGCCGGAGGCUACCCCUUCAAUCUUGAUGGUGUUUAUGGAGUUACACUUGCUCCCCACCCUUACCACAUAUGUGCCUGUCUUCGAAAAUAAGGACAAUUUGACUGCUACUUCAGGAUGAUUGCUUUAUAACCUGGAUGAUUCUGCUUUACAUUACUGAGACUAUCCCUCAUGCACAACACAAUCACUGUAAAAAAAAGUAUGUUGUUGUCUGACUUUGAAAUCCCCAGUGUGUUUCAACUGAGUUUUGAUCACUAAAUGACUUCCAUAUGCUACCAUUACAGAAACAAUCUGUGAUUCCACACCAACACGAAAGAGUGAAGAUACUAAUUUAAAUGAAGAGAGAUAACAAGGUGUA